This is a messenger RNA of Suillus subalutaceus, 798 nucleotides long. RefSeq lists its product as uncharacterized. The transcript is spliced from 3 exons. The coding region runs from base 1 to 798 and encodes 265 amino acids. The record is from RefSeq and is a predicted model, not a curated record. NCBI's taxonomy places the organism in Eukaryota, Fungi, Basidiomycota, Agaricomycetes, Boletales, Suillaceae.
AUGACUCCUGUUCGAUCCUUUGCAGAUACGGAGUACACCACAUUUGUCGAUGAAAUCAGAGAAGACGUAUCUGGUGAGCAUCGUUCCCUCGACAUCAUCGAAGACGUGGCUGAUGUUAACGACGCCGUACAAUUCCUUUUUCCACCUCACAUUCUCCUCAAACUGCAAGAGUUCGACAAUUUCAAUGAUGUCGUUCUGGAUGCUUUGCCGGGAGAUUUCGGUGAGAAUCUCAUUAUGUUCGUUCUCUCCCUCAGCUGUCAUGCAUGUUCAGAUGUUUUAAAAGAGGCUGAUCAAGCUCCUCCAGAUGCUCCUGAGCAAACACCUGAUUACCUUGCAAUGCUAACACACCCCAAUACACCUCCGCAUCGCCUCGACCUCAAAGUAAAUGUGAUAUGCGCAGUGCAAUGCAACAUGUCGGUGGACAAAGGAUUGGUACGGAAUGCGCGUGUCCAAAUCACUGCGCUGCACAACCACUUUGUCAAAGUGCAAAUUCCAGCGAUGGGCGAAAUUCACUGUCUGCCUCGCAUCACUUUCUCAUUCAAUCCUGCUCGAUCGAGUUGGACUGUGAAUCGGAAACAAUUUCCACUCCGUCCUGCAUACGCAACCACUUUCAAUGGGUCACAAGGUCUGACGCUGCAACGCGCUGUUGUCGAUGUACGGACUGAUGGCUUUGCACACGGUCAAUUAUACAUGGCACUGUCGAGAGUACGACAUCGACAGGAUAUUCAGACAUUGUGGUCAGAGGCAGAUGAGGAGAGAGAGACUGAGAAUGUUGUUUAUGCUUCGUUACUAUUGUAG